AUGGCUUCGCAAAUCCCAAUCCCAGACAUGCGCUUCGAGCAGACAUUCCUCAAGUCGCUACAGAACUACGCCAAUAUUGCUCAGAAAUCGACGAAAUCAUCCUCCAAAUCAUCGAAAUCCGCCCCAAACUCCAUCGAGAGUGCUGCGGUAGACGUAGCUCGUCAUAAACGUACAAACGGUGAAGUUCUAAAUGCAGAAACGGAAGAAUUGCCGGCUUUGGCUCCAAUAACGCCAGGAAUCGUCAUUUACGCUGUUCUUAGGGAUGUAGUGCUUCGUCCGUUGGUAGACGGUUUCACAUGGGCGAUGAUUUUGAUCUUGGCCAAGCCCACUUUGCGAUUCGUCACCGCGCAGGGUUAUCAAUGUGGAGUAUGGUUUAGUAAGAUGAUUGGCCUCAGAGAGUGA
Molecule: messenger RNA, 402 nt
Organism: Australozyma saopauloensis
Lineage: Eukaryota; Fungi; Ascomycota; Pichiomycetes; Serinales; Metschnikowiaceae
Exons: 1
Coding region: 1-402 (133 amino acids)
Biological process (GO): mitophagy
Molecular function (GO): mitochondrion autophagosome adaptor activity
Source: RefSeq, a predicted model, not a curated record